This is a messenger RNA of Suillus bovinus, 1332 nucleotides long. RefSeq lists its product as uncharacterized. The transcript is spliced from 4 exons. Bases 40 to 897 code for a protein of 285 amino acids. Lineage: Eukaryota; Fungi; Basidiomycota; Agaricomycetes; Boletales; Suillaceae. The record is from RefSeq and is a predicted model, not a curated record.
ACACACUGUUCAACUUUUCAACCACCAAUCUUUUGUUAGAUGUCUGAGGUUGCUGGGCCCUCGGAUCUUCUCCUGUCCCCCCAUGAAAUCACUAAUAUUGCUCAUCAAGUAAUCAAACCCAUGCCAUGCGAGUGGGAAGGGUGCACAGUUAUUCUCAACAGUUGGUAUAAUUUGACAAAGCAUACCUUAAGGCACUGUGAUCGCACAUCCAACAUUGAGGGACAGUACCAAUGUCGAUAUUUGAGAUGUGCUGGUCGUGUACACACCUCAAGAGAUGCACUUAAAGCACAUGUGGACCUCAGCCAUCUGUCUCGUCUUGCAAUUAGUUGUCCAGUCCGAGAUUGCGAGCGAGUUUUUCCGCGAGCAUCUCAACUCGAACUCCACUUCAAGACUGAUCAUGAAGAUCUCGUCAAUAGCCCCAUGACCAUGGCCUUUGACAGGCUCGUCGCUACUGCACCACCAUCACGACGAAUUAUGACUCAUCCUCCACCAUUGCCAUCACAGCGUCAACUACAUAAAUGGCAAUUCACUAUUCCUCUCGUCUCACUGCCACCUCACAAACCUUUUGGUCCACUCGCGCCGGUGGCACCGAUUUCCCGAAAAUGGAGACGAUUAGACGCACCAGACGAGGAUGACUCAGAUUCGAACCGCAUCAUUCCACUCGAUGAUCUGGUUCGUCCAGUGAAUCCGUCCUUGCAAUCAAAGCAACUUGUCCUCCACCACCACGUGCAAAGGAAGCCGCCGUCAUUGAGCGAGAACCAAAGGCUCUCGUAUCCUCAAUUCAUGCCUAGCCCUCCUCCGCACAACGAUUUCGUUCCUACGACCAUCGGUUUUUCCAUCUUCGAACGGAAAUUCGGAGAGCUUGCAAAAGAUGGAGUGGUCAAUAGAGAAGCAUAGUUUAAGUCUUGCUACUCAGGCUGUAGCGGCGAGAGGCAGAAUCGUGUCUACUAAAUGGCUGUCGUUGUUGUCGCAUUCGAGUCAUCUACUGUUCGUCGUCAUCUUGUGCUGUCUUCAUUAUCUCGUACUGCUACGGGUACACUAUACACUGCAAAUAAUCGUUAUUCGACAGUAUUGUACUGCUUUUCUGCGAUGUAUUGUUUAAAAUGACCUUUCUUUCUUCUGUUUUCCCGAUCGGUCACCGGUCACAAUCAGUCAGAGCACAGGUUCUCGAGGAUUUCUGUCUGUCGUUGAAUUUUGUUUGCCUACUGAUCGAAACACAUUUUCCGGUUUGGCGAUCUUGAGGCUUGUGAGCCUUCGCAUUACUGUUGAUGAUGGCCCCCUCAGAAUCAGCCAGUAGAUUGGUUGUGCGCAUGCGGAUAGAGAACAUCGUUU